GUAAUUUGGUCUGCGCGUGCAAAUCAUAGUUUUUUGUUCCGGAAGAGGUCUUUUGAGCUUUCUGCUGUGCUCGCUUGCGGUUCGGUCGUAAUCGCUAAGGUCAAUCUUUUUGACAAGCCAAGUUUCCUCGCACUUGAAACAAAAUGAGUGUACCGGCUGGAGAUGCUGAGAAGGGAAAGAAGGUGUUUGUGCAAAAGUGUGCACAAUGUCACACAGUCGAGAAGGGAGGAAAGCACAAGGUUGGACCUAACCUGAAUGGCCUCAUCGGCAGAAAGACAGGUCAAGCCGCUGGGUUCUCCUACACGGACGCCAACAUCAGCAAAGGUAUCACCUGGAAUAAGGACACAUUAUUCAUUUACUUGGAGAACCCCAAGAAGUACAUCCCCGGGACCAAGAUGGUGUUUGCUGGAAUCAAGAAGCCACAAGAGCGAGCUGAUCUUAUCGCCUACUUAGAGCAGGCUACAAAGUAGAAGAAUAAUAAUUGAACAUGUGUAGGAAAAGUUUACAGACAUUCGUGUCAACCACAACCAGCAGGGCUAAUAUUGAUGAAACUGUAUUAGGAUCUUAUCAUUUUGCUGUAUUAUAUAUAUUUAUUUUCUGUAUAGUAAAUUAUUCUUUUAUCUAAGGUGUGUUUAAAUGUAAAACUAUUCCAAAGAAAUAGGAAUGCAGUAUUCCUACAUACAUUCUAUUAAUGUUCCAAGUAAAAAUUUAAACAAGUUUUUGACAUAGAAGUAGAGGCAAUGAAACUAUUAAUUCUCUGUUAUUAAAUAACUGCCACAUUAUGACAUUAUGAUUUUCUAUGAAAAUUAUGUGUUAAUAAAAUGUUACUCUGUUAUUGUCAAACAAAA
Messenger RNA from Macrosteles quadrilineatus (aster leafhopper), 848 nucleotides. RefSeq names its product cytochrome c-2. Gene Ontology annotation, biological process: mitochondrial electron transport, ubiquinol to cytochrome c; mitochondrial electron transport, cytochrome c to oxygen. NCBI's taxonomy places the organism in Eukaryota, Metazoa, Arthropoda, Insecta, Hemiptera, Cicadellidae. The record is from RefSeq and is a predicted model, not a curated record. Gene Ontology annotation, cellular component: mitochondrial intermembrane space. The coding region runs from base 144 to 470 and encodes 108 amino acids. The transcript is spliced from 4 exons. Gene Ontology annotation, molecular function: heme binding; electron transfer activity.